Messenger RNA from Cebus imitator (Panamanian white-faced capuchin), 2483 nucleotides. RefSeq names its product biglycan (gene BGN). Gene Ontology annotation, molecular function: protein binding. Lineage: Eukaryota; Metazoa; Chordata; Mammalia; Primates; Cebidae. The record is from RefSeq and is a predicted model, not a curated record. Bases 304 to 1413 code for a protein of 369 amino acids. The transcript has 8 exons.
CUUUGAAGCUGCCAGGGGGGCCGGUAAGCCUGCCCCCUCCCAACUGCCCGCCCUCUCCGCCCCACCAGCCCCCUCCCUUCUUUCUUCCCUCCCCGCCCUCUCCCUGCUGUCCCCUCCCCAACGGCCCGCCUGCCCAGCCUUUAGCCUCCCUCCCGCCGCCUCUGUCUCCCUCUCUCCACAAACUGCCCAGGAGUGAGCAGCUGCCUUCCGUCCGCCGAACAGACAGGACAGACAGACCCACCACCCCAGCCUGCCAACUAGCCAGCCUGCGCCUGGCGCCUCCCCUCUCCAGGCCCAUCCACCAUGCAGCCUCUGUGGCUCCUCGUGUCUCUGCUGGCCCUGAGCCAGGCCCUGCCCUUUGAGCAGAGGGGCUUCUGGGACUUUACCCUGGAUGAUGGGCCACUCAUGAUGAAUGAUGAGGAAGCUUCAGGCGCCGACUCGACCUCAGGCCUCCCGGACCCAGACUCCGUCACACCCACCUACAGCGCCAUGUGCCCUUUCGGCUGCCACUGCCACCUGCGGGUGGUUCAGUGCUCCGACCUGGGUCUGAAGUCUGUGCCCAAAGAGGUCUCACCUGACACCACGCUGCUGGACUUGCAGAGCAACCACAUCUCUGAGCUCCGGAAGGAUGACUUCAAGGGUCUCCAGCACCUCUACGCUCUCGUCCUGGUGAACAACAAGAUCUCCAAGAUCCAUGAGAAGGCCUUCAGCCCACUGCGGAGGCUGCAGAAGCUGUACAUCUCCAAGAACCACCUGGUGGAGAUCCCACCCAACCUGCCCAGCUCGCUGGUGGAGCUCCGCAUCCACGACAACCGCAUCCGCAAGGUCCCCAAGGGCGUGUUCAGCGGGCUCCGGAACAUGAACUGCAUCGAGAUGGGGGGGAACCCACUGGAGAACAGUGGCUUUGAACCUGGAGCCUUUGACGGCCUGAAGCUCAACUACCUGCGCAUCUCAGAAGCCAAGCUGACCGGCAUCCCCAAAGACCUCCCGGAGACCCUGAACGAACUCCACCUGGACCACAACAAAAUCCAGGCCAUCGAGCUGGAGGACCUCCUCCGCUACUCCAAGUUGUACCGGCUGGGCCUGGGCCACAACCAGAUCCGGAUGAUUGAGAACGGCAGCCUGAGCUUCCUCCCCACCCUCCGGGAGCUGCACUUGGACAACAACAAGCUGUCCAGAGUGCCCUCAGGGCUCCCGGACCUCAAGUUGCUGCAGGUGGUCUAUCUGCACUCCAACAACAUCACCAAGGUGGGCGUCAACGACUUCUGUCCCAUGGGCUUCGGGGUGAAGCGGGCCUACUACAACGGCAUCAGCCUCUUCAACAAUCCUGUGCCCUACUGGGAGGUGCAGCCGGCCACUUUCCGCUGCGUCACUGACCGCCUUGCCAUCCAGUUUGGCAACUACAAAAAGUAGAGGCAGCUGCAGCCACCACGGGGACUGUGGGGGUCUCUGGGGAACACAGCCUGACGUCCUGAUGGGGAGGCAGAGCCAGGAAGCCAAGCCCGGAUCCAGCUGCAUCCAUCCCAGCCCCCUACAUUGGGUCCCUGACCCCAGCUCACUGCCCCAUCACGGCCUCUCCCUGGCUCCCAACAGUGCAGGUGGGCGCAAGGCCUGGCCCCCAUCACACACCUCCUUGGCCUCAGAGGUGCCCUUGCUCUCCCCCCCAGCCCCCCCAGAGACCCCCCAUGAAGCUUCCUUCUCAUCCACUCCCAAACCCAAGUAUCCAAGGCUCCAGUCCUAGGAGAACGGUCCCCAGGUCGGCAGAAGGGAGGGGGUCCAUAGGAAUGGGGACAGUGGGCUCUGCCAGACACGCACGUUCUGUUCCUCCUCCUCAUCCGCUUCCAACCUUUCAACCCUUCCCACCCCGCAGCUCCCCUCAGUCCCCUUCCAAGUCUGUGGCCUGUCCCCCCCCAGCGCCCCCCAAUCCACUGACCCUGGGACCAGUGCCCCCUUCUGUCCUCUCACUUUCUCUCCCUGUCCCUCUCCCUCUAUGUGUCUUGUGCUUCCUCAGACCUUUCUUGCUUCUGAGCUUGGUGGCCUGUCCUCUCCAUCUCUCUGGACCUGGCUUCGCCUGUCCCUCUCACUCUGCACGCUCUGACCUUCUGCCUUGAGCUGGGUCUGCUUUCUGUCUCACCAGCCUGCAUCUAGCCCCGGCCCACAAAAGCUCGGGGACAGCGGCCUCCCCAGUCUGCCCUGCCCAGGCCUUGUCCCCAAAGCUGUAUAGUCCUGGAGGAGGCUGGGAGGUGGAGGCCUGACACUCCGUGCAGAUGACACCAUCAAGCAGGGAGCCCUAGACAUGUCAGGUCCUGGCCCUUCUGCCCCCAAGAGAGGAGAGGCCCCACAUCCUGCCAGAGUCCCAGACACCAGUUUUCAUGGAACCCCCGCCCCCCAUGGCCAGGUCUCCCCUUGCCCUCUGUUCCAGCAUGAGGAGGGGCUGCUUCUGAGGUCGGUGGCUGUCUUUCCAUUAAAGAAACACUGCACAA